GCCGCCUCCUCUGCUCCAUAUCCAGAGCUGAGCAUCACCUUCUUCCUUUUUUUCUUCCCCCAAUUGCGCCGACGACACUCGCCAUCCCCAAGAGUCGUUGUCGCUCACUGACGCCCUUCCUUUUCUUCUGGAUGGUUUACUAAUUUAUUUUUUUCUCUUUCCACAUCCCACUGCCCACCAUGAGUUCUUUACGAUUUCUCGACCUGGUCAAGCCCUUUGUGCCGUUCCUCCCCGAGGUUCAGCAGCCAGAGACCAAGAUUCCCUUCAACCAAAAGUUGAUGUGGACUGGCUUGACACUGCUCAUCUUCUUGGUGAUGAGCCAGAUGCCCCUCUACGGCAUUGUCUCGUCAGACACAUCCGAUCCUCUAUACUGGCUGCGCAUGAUGAUGGCGAGUAACCGUGGUACACUGAUGGAAUUGGGUAUCACUCCCAUUAUCUCGUCUGGCAUGGUCUUCCAGCUUCUUGCCGGCACCCACAUGAUCGAUGUCAACCUCGACCUCAAGUCCGACCGUGAGCUCUACCAAACCGCCCAGAAGCUCUUCGCCCUCAUUCUCUCCGUUGGUACCGCCACUGUCUACGUCUUCACCGGUCUCUACGGCCCUCCCAGCGAUCUCGGUGCCGGUAUUGUCUUCCUCCUGAUCCUUCAGCUGGUUCUUGCUGGCAUGAUCGUCAUUCUCCUCGAUGAGCUCCUCCAGAAGGGCUAUGGUCUGGGCAGCGGUAUCUCGCUCUUCAUUGCCACCAACAUCUGCGAGUCUAUCAUGUGGAAGGCUUUCUCCCCCACCUCGAUCAACACCGGCCGUGGCCCCGAGUACGAGGGUGCCGUUAUCGCUCUCUUCCACCUCCUCAUGACCUGGCCCAACAAGCAGAGAGCUCUCCAGGAGGCUUUCUACAGACAAAACCUGCCCAACAUCAUGAACCUCCUCGCCACCCUCCUCGUCUUCGCCGCUGUCAUCUACCUCCAGGGCUUCCGCGUCGAGAUCCCUGUCAAGUCGUCCCGCCAGCGUGGUGCUCGUGGCUCGUACCCCAUCCGCCUGUUUUACACCUCAAACAUGCCCAUCAUGCUUCAGUCCGCCCUCUCCUCCAACAUCUUCCUGAUCAGCCAGAUGCUCUACUCUCGCUUCUCCGAGAACCUUCUGGUCCGUCUUUUCGGUGUCUGGGAGGCCAAGGACGGCUCUUCGCAGCUCUCUGCCAUCUCCGGUCUCGUCUACUACAUGUCUCCUCCCCUCAACUUCAAGGACGCCAUGCUUGACCCCAUCCACACCUUCGUCUACAUUGCCUACAUGCUCACCGCCUGCGCGGUCUUCUCCAAGACCUGGAUUGAGGUUUCUGGCUCCAGCCCCCGCGAUGUUGCCAAGCAACUCAAGGACCAGGGUCUCGUUAUGGCUGGCCACCGUGAGCAGAGCAUGUACAAGGAGCUCAAGCGCAUUAUCCCCACUGCCGCUGCCUUCGGUGGCGCCUGCAUUGGUGCUCUCUCUGUUGCCAGCGACCUCAUGGGUGCGCUCGGCUCCGGUACCGGAACUCUUCUUGCUGUUACCAUCAUCUAUGGGUACUUCGAGAUCGCUGCCAAGGAGGGUGAUCUGUCCGGCAUGAAGGGGAUGAUCAUGGGUUAAAAAUAGCGGAUAGCACGCUUGUGCUUCUGUUUUUUCCCAUAUAAAUGAAGUUAGGUAGCCACGAUGUCAUGAUCUCAGCGAGGUCGUCGAUACGAAAGGACUACCGGAACAUAUACCAUAUACACAUUUUUUGAUUUAUUGUUGUUUGUAAUGGCCUGGGGGAGUUGAUCAUGGGCCGCCGUGUACUGUAUUAAAAGCAAAUGUCAUAAAGGGAGGCUUCCUAAAAGUGGGCGGGGGGGCGUAUUGCAUCAGGAGGUUAUUACCCAGGAAGUCAAUUUGUUAGAUGCUUGAUAGCGUGGAAUGGUCAGGGGCUCAGGCGCUCGGGAUUGUUCUCCAGAAACAGGUUACGAAUGGGUGACGAUUUCCGAUGAGGGUGCGAUAGUGUACAUUAACGUCUGGAUGUUUGGGUAGCCUGUAUAUACGAAGCGGAUAUGGGUUCGGCAA
Podospora bellae-mahoneyi is the source of this 2054-nucleotide messenger RNA. It is a transcript of the gene SEC61, whose product is annotated as translocon subunit. Gene Ontology annotation, biological process: SRP-dependent cotranslational protein targeting to membrane, translocation; post-translational protein targeting to membrane, translocation. The record is from RefSeq and is a predicted model, not a curated record. Gene Ontology annotation, molecular function: transmembrane protein transporter activity; ribosome binding; signal sequence receptor activity. Gene Ontology annotation, cellular component: membrane; Sec61 translocon complex. Lineage: Eukaryota; Fungi; Ascomycota; Sordariomycetes; Sordariales; Podosporaceae. The transcript has 3 exons. Bases 180 to 1610 code for a protein of 476 amino acids.